Messenger RNA from Linnemannia hyalina, 1074 nucleotides. NCBI's taxonomy places the organism in Eukaryota, Fungi, Mortierellomycota, Mortierellomycetes, Mortierellales, Mortierellaceae. The record is from the annotation of a GenBank genome assembly.
AUGCUGCUGAAAAGGUCGACGCUGGUCCUCUUGGUAUUGGCACUCGUAGCUACAUCGGUGACAGCACAGACGUUGGGAGACGUCGUCCCCAUGGCUGCCGAGCCUGCCGCCCAGCCCGCCGCCGCCUCACCCGCUGCCCCGGGAGAUCCAGCCGCUACUACAGGCGGCGAAACUUCUGCCCCUGCAACCACCGCAGCACCAACACCCACAACAGACGCACCAUCAUCAACAACAUCAAGUGCGACUACCGAACCCGUCAUCCCAACGAUCCCACCCGUCUCGACUGAUAAUCCAGUAAACCCAUCUGCCCAACCCACUUCGUCAUCACAUGCAGUAGUGCCUACCCAAUCCAAAGGUCAAACAACUUCAAGGGGGGCUGGAGCAGGAACUGGUGGUAUUGUGACCACUGGCUCUGCCACUGCCACUACCACCACUACUCCUUCGCCGACGCCCGCUAGUGAAAAGCCGUCGACGGGUACCAACCUUGCGACGGCUGGUAUUGUUGUUGGCUCUGUUGUCGUUGCUGCUGCCAUUGGUAUCUGGGUCUUUAGGAAGUGGAAGCUCUCUCCGUCGAGAGAUUUCCAGAGAAAGAUUGGAGGAGACGACUAUCAGGACUACCCCCGGACCUACGAAUCCGACACAGUCUUCCUGCGCAACCUAGGAGAUCAACCCGCAGAACCAGCACCCACCAAAUCGCCCUACAACGCCAACGCUUCUCUCCCCUCAGACGACCAGUACUAUGAUGCCGCAUAUGUCAACGAUACAACUGCACAGGGUGGAUACGGACAUGAUGCUUAUGGACCACAGCAGGCGGUUUAUGACCAUCAGGGCUAUGACCAUUCGCAGGGGUAUGAUCAUGGGUAUGAUAACACUGCUUAUGGCGCUGGGCAGCACGAUUAUGGUGGGUCCCAGGUUGGUGGUGGAUAUGGUGGUUCCCAGGUUGGUGGUGGUGGAUAUGGCGGUUCACAGGUUGGUGGUGGAUAUGGUGCACAGGAUGCAGGGUAUGCGGCCUCGAAUGUUGGAGGCGGGUACCAGCAUCAGGGAUAUGACGAAUAUGGCCACGCUCGUAGAUAA